Molecule: messenger RNA, 40072 nt
Organism: Podarcis lilfordi (Lilford's wall lizard)
Lineage: Eukaryota; Metazoa; Chordata; Lepidosauria; Squamata; Lacertidae
Source: the annotation of a GenBank genome assembly
CCCCAGCACCGAGAGGAACUCGGGCAGAAGGCGGGAUGGAGGCGGCGGCUGGGGCGCUCGUGUCGUGGUGUGUGGGGCAGCUGCGUGGCGGCUUCGGGCUGGACGUCGGCGAGGAGCUUGUCCAGUGAGCUGAGGGGAGAGGAGGGGAGGGGAGGGGGAAAGAGUCGAUUCGCCGAGCCGGUUACCCCGCGCGGUGGUUGUGGAGAAAAAGUGCUGCCGGCGUUGUGGCAGGGAGAGGCGAGUCGCCCCCUUCUCGCCUGGGAGGCGAGCGACGCUAGGCCCGGUGGGGCUCCUGUGCCUUUAGCACAGGCAUAGGCAAACUCCGGCCCUCCAGAUGUUCGGGACUACAAUUCCCAUCAUCCCUUGCUAACAGGACCACGGGUCAGGGAUGAUGGGAAUUGUAGUCCUAAACAUCUGGAGGGUUGGAGUUUGCCUAUGCCUGCUUUAGCAGCUGUAGGAGAGGCAGAAAUGCCAGUACAGUCAUACCUUGGGUUACAGACGCUUCAGGGUGCACAUUUUCGGGUUACGGACGCGCCGAAACCCGGAAGUACCGGAACGGGUUACUUCCAGGUUUCGGCGCAUGCGCAGAAGCACUAAAUUGCGCUUUGCACAUGUGCAGAAGCACCGAAUCGCAACCCGUGUGUGUGCAUACACGGUGCUGCAGGUUGCGAACGUGUCUCUCACACGGAUCACGUUCGCAACCCGAGCGUCCACUGUACAGCCACCGGAGGUGACAUGUCUGUUAUUACUAUUAUUACAGUGAUACCUUGGUUCUCAAACUUAAUCCGUUCUGGAAGUCCGUUCCAAAACCAAAGCGUUCCAAAAUCAAGGCGCGCUUUCCCAUAGAAAGUAAUACAAGACGGAUUAAUCCGUUCCAGACUUUUAAAAACAACUCGUAAAACAGCAACUUAACAUGAAUUUUACUAUCUAAUAAGACCACUGAGCCAUAAAAUGAAAGCAAUAGUAAAUGUACUAUACUAUAAAACAAAUAAGACAGCGUUGCAGAUGAUAAAAAUUAAAAUUAUUUUUUUUUCUUACUGCACUGAUGAUAGUCAUUGCUUGGAUGUGGGGGCUUUUAUCCAUUUCCGCAGUCACACAAUCAAUCAAUCAAUCAAUCAAUCAGUAGCUGAACUGGGUUCCACAUGGUCACAAAAACAAAUUAACCAAAAAAGCCUCAAAAACAGAAACGCAAAAUAAAUAGCAAAAACAAUUCCUAGCAAAUCUGAAUUCUACCCACACAGUGCAUUGGCAGGAAGCAAGGCGAAUGGCAAUAAAUUGAUGUAAUCGUCAUUAAUCACCAUUUUCAAAUUUUCAUCAAGCAAACAAAUAAAACAAUUUCCAUAAGUUCCCUUGGACUAACCCCCUCUACUUUUGUGGGUCUUUAUGUUAACUUUUUCUCCUGCACCUUCUCUGUUAAUCCAAUUCUAUUUAAUCUCCAAUAAAACCAUAGUCCAACUUUUAACUACGAAUGUCAUUCCAAUCCUACUAAUAAUUUUAAUUGUUUACAAUGAUUUUUUUAAAGAUAAAUUGUAUAUUUCCCCCAUUAUUGAAAUUUUUGGGAUUCCUGAUUCUUCUGGUCAGCUUUGCUGUUUCUGCAUAGUUCAGUUUAAUCUGCCAUUCUUCUCUGGAAGAGACUGCCUGCUUUCCAUCUCUGGGCUAAUAGUGUCCAGGCAGCAGUAGUCACAUACAUAAAAAGUCUCUUCUGGUCACUUGGAAGUUUGGCACUUACAAUUCCUAAAAGAAAAUCAUCUGUUUUUUUAGAAAAUGUUAUUCUAAGGCCUGUCGAAUUUGUGCUUGUCCUGUUCAGUUAAAUCUAUUUACUUACAAUAAUAAAAUCCUGGCAACUUUUGCUCCUGGCCUGUAAAAAGUACUGUUAAAGUCCAAACAAGAAUGGCCAUCUGUCAUGGGUCUUCAGCUAAGAUUCCUGCAUUGCAGGGGGUUUGACUAGAUGACCCUUGGGGUACCUUCCCACUCUACAAUUUUAUGAUUCUAAGAAUAAAGUUACAAUUACCGUAGUUCAACAACAACAACCUAGUUAGGAGAUUACUGUAGAUUGCAUGCAUGUGUUUUCGAUUUUAUAUGCUACUUGUUCAAGUAAGGAGGUCGUAUAGAUGACCAUUUAUCACAGUCAGACAGGAGAAACCAAAUGUAUUUCUGUUUGUCUGUGAGCAGUUAAAGGCAUAGGAACCCAGCAGGGUGGGAGAGCAUAAGCAUGUGUCAGCCCUAAUUGAGUGAUACUGAUAUUUUGAGUUGACAAUGGCAGCUGUUGCCAGUCAGUUAGUAUAAAGAAUAUAGACAAUAUAUCUUAAGUUAAUUGUUACAACAAAUGCAGUUAUCGAGGAAACGAAGGACCCACGCUGAGAUGGAAGUCUCAAAGGAUGAAAGAACUUUAUUUUAUGUAUAUGCAACAUUUACUUUUUAGUAACAUUUUACUUUCUAUAUAACAUAUUUUUGUUAACCGAUGGGUGGUGUAUUUUCGUUUUAAUUUUGUGAUGUAAUAUUCAAAUUCAAUUAUGGGGGGGGAGACAACGGCAGCUGUUGCAGCUGCUGCAUAUAUCUGUCCUGUAAAGUGCUCCACCUGCUGAUUUCUGCAGAUCAAACACUGUUAAAAAUACAGGCAGAGGCUAUAAUGGCUCCUUCUCUCUUCUCCCUCCCCCAUCUAGCUGACAACCCUGUUGGCACCUCAGUUCCUAGGGCACCACUGCUUUUGACUGUCUCUUUUUUUAUCUAGGAGAAAAAAAUCUUCAUAAUAAAUCGUGUUUUAAAUAAUAGGAUAAAAAAUAAUAAGAAAUCAAUCUUUUAGUACAGCAGCACCCACACGUUGAAACUCCCUGCCUAUUAACAUCAGGGAGUCACUUUUCCUAUACACUUUUUGGUACCUAUUUAAACAUUUUUGAAACAUUUUUGUUUAUGCAAGCCUAUUCAGACAUAGAGAAGUUACAUUUAUUUCUACUGUUGAUUUUAAUGAUAUCUUGAAUGCGUUUAAAUACUCGCUUUUAACCGUUUUAUCAAGAAUGUUUCAUUUUAUACUUUGUAAACUGCUUGGAUGUUUCCUUGUAAUCAAGUGGUCGAUAAAUUUUGUUAAAUCAAUAAGAAGGGGGUGCACUGAUCUUUCUGAAUGUGGAGUUUGUAUAUUAUUUCCCGAUGCAUUCAGCCGUAACUCUAAUUUGCUACUACGUUGUCUCAUUUAGUUUUUUAUUUUGCCCCAGUGCCCUUAGAAGUCUCAUUAUACAAAUAGCAUGUUGAGAAAUUAAGUAGCAAAAGCAUUUAGCCCUCAUGUUGUCUUUUGAACAAAGCACUCCUAGAAGCUUCUGCACAUUCUGUUCCUUUAUAGAUAUAUCUUGUCUAUUGAGGAUGAGGAGGAGAUUCGAGAUUAUGUCACUGACCUAAUCCAGGGGGCAGAUGGCAAGAAGAAGCACUUUGUGGAUGAGCUGGUAGCCAGAUGGCAAAAGUCCUGUCAGCCAACUUCUGACCCUUUGCCAAUAUAUCGGAAAAAAGAUGGUAAGUGGGAGUAUAAUGAGGCAGUAAGUAGAAGAAAUAACUCUUUAAUCGCAAGAUUGCAGCAUUUUUAGAUUACCACUGAAUCCAGUUGCAUUACUGAAAAAUAUGAGAUCUUAAUCUGAAUUGUUCUUGGUGCUCCUCAUGAAAGGUGCUGAUGGUAAAUUGUUGCACAUUGACUUGUGCUGAUGGCAAGUGAUGUGGUGCAGAGAGCAAGUGAAUGUUACAAGGAGAAGGGGAGAGGAGUGGCAGGAGCUACUGAAUUUUUCUUUACUGUACAUUCUCUUUUAGAUAGCUCAGAGGUUCUUCGGCCAGGAGACCAAGUCAAGAGGGGAAGACGCAAAGGGAGAAACAAACAGGAAGCACCUGUUCAUGUUGAAGCUGAACAGCCUGUAGAGGAAGUAAAAACACCACUAGAUUUAGCCAAGGUAGGUGCAUUUGUUGUCCACCAUUGGGUCAGAUUGACUUUGUGGGUGCUUUAUCCAAAGACAGAAGCCUAAUCUUCAAAACAAAAAAGCAAUGGUUGUAAUUUUUUACUUGAAGAGCAUAAAGGGGCCAUUGUAUUUCAGUUGUGGGGACUGAUAAGGAGUCUGCUAUUCUGAGAAUCAAAUGUUUCAUCUUUUAUCAUGGAAUGCACAAAUAAAUCUGUCAUCAGUGGUCAGAAUCUUUCCACUUUCUUUCUACGUGCUUUUUAAGGACCCAAGUAGGAAAAGUUAAAAAGGGAAAUCACCUGAAGCCCAAAUUAGAGUUCAAGGAGUUCUGACUGUUGAUUUCUUACCUACUUUUCUUGUUGAGAAUUUAAACAAAUAUGCAAAGUCAGUGUGUGCUGUUCCUUUUUCUUCUGUGGCUAAAAAUACAAAGGAUUAAUGGCAUACUUUCUCAUUUAGACUGCUUUGUUUGUCUCAAAGUCUUCCAGAGUGUGCAGUCCAUGCUAUUUUCUCUCAAAAAUAUUUUCCACUCACCCGGUUUUCCAAGUUGUGUGUUGUUUUUUUUAAAUGAUAUUUAUUAAAAUUUCAGAAACAAAAAAUUACAUUGUUAAAGAAAAAAGAAACAAGGGAAAAAAUAAAAAAGAGAAAAAACAUACAAAGUACAGAAAAAACAAAAAUAAAAACACUUAAAAACAAAUCAAUCCUUCCGUAUCUUACAUUUCAUUUCCUUACUUCCCUGACCUCCUCUCACCUCCCUUUUUUGUAUUCCAGUUCAAUUGGUUAAUUCAGCAAUUCCUUUCCCUCUUUGUUUUUGUCUUAGUCCUUUAACAUAAUAUAUUAUAGCUUUAGAUUCUCACUUAUUAACAAUCCAUUUUUACAUACACCUUUAAGACAUUGCUGCUAAAACCACUUCAUUCUGACAUCAUUCUAACAUUCAUUAAUUUUGCAAUAUUUCUGUAAAUAAUCUUUAAAUUUCUUCCAAUCUUCUUCCACCGACUCUUCUCCCUGGUCUCGGAUUCUGCCAGUCAUUUCCGCCAGUUCCAUGUAGUCCAUCACCUUCAUCUGCCAUUCUUCCAGAGUGGGUAGAUCUUGUGUCUUCCAAUACUUUGCAAUAAGUAUUCUUGCUGCUGUUGUGGCAUACAUAAAGAAAGUUCUAUCCUUCUUUAGCACCAAUUGGCCGACUAUGCCCAGGAGAAAGGCCUCUGGUUUCUUCAAGAAGGUAUAUUUAAAUACCUUUUUCAUUUCAUGAUAGAUCAUCUCCCAGAAAGCCUUAAUCCUUGGGCACGUCCACCAAAGGUGAAAGAAUGUACCUUCAGUUUCUUUACAUUUCCAACAUUUAUUAUCGGGCAAAUGAUAGAUUUUUGCAAGCUUGACUGGGGUCAUGUAUAUCAUUUUCAUAAUAUUCUCUCUUAAGGCAUUGCAUGCCGUAAACUUCAUACCUGUGGUCCAUAACUGUUCCCAGUCAGCCAUCAUUAUGUUAUGUCCAACAUCUUGUGCCCAUUUAAUCAUAGCAGAUUUCACCGUUUCAUCCUGAGUAUUCCAUUUCAACAGCAAGUUAUACAUCUUUGACAAAAUCUUAGUUUUGGGUUCUAGCAGUUCUGUUUCUAAUUUUGAUUUUUCCACCUGGAAGCCAAUGUUCUUGUCCGAAUUAUAUGCCUCCAUUAUCUGAUAAUAAUGAAACCAAUCUCGCACUUUGUUUUUUAGUUUCUCAAAACUCUGCAAUUUCAAUCUAUCUCCCUCUUGUUCCAGAAUUUCCCAAUAUUUCGGCCUUUUGGCCGGUUUCCCAAGUUUUGCUGACUUGCAAUAACAUUAAAAGUGGUGAGAGGGUACAAUUUAGCUGGAUCAAACUCUGAGGUGGUCUUCAUCUGCUUCCCUUUCUCUCCUGGAAUCCUUCUAACAGGGCGGGUGGUAAUAGAUAGCCCAGCUAGAGCAGGCCCUAAUGUAUUUGUUGCCUGCCUGCCCAGCUCCCUCUCUCUCCUAGAAAGCUUUCCAUAGGGUCCUUUGUGAUGGAUGGCACUGUAGUCUCAAGCAGAUCUCUUGGCAGCUGAAUAAGUGUUGCCUAAUCUUUUACCAUAAAAAUCACAGGAAUAAAGCCAUUGAAAUGGAUGAAGUGACUUCUGUUUCCAAAUAGUUGAGGCAUUGGUUUUUGUGUUCAGAUUUUUAUUCACAACGAGAAAUACAUAUAUAGUAUGCCACUGUUUCUUUUAUUGAAUACAGUGGGAACACUUGUGACCAACAGCUUUAACACACAAUUAGGCUUUUGUCUGCAAAUUUCCCACCAUUUUGAUUCUGCACAUUCACACUAACUUUUUUUUUUAACACAAUUUAUUAAAUAAUUCACACCCUGUUUUCCAGUUUGUUCAAAGCAAUUUCCUGUGCAUAUUUAAGUACAAUUUUAAAAAUCGUAUCGGUACAUUUUAUGAAAGCCUAGCAGACCCAUUUGAUAAAAUGUAAUCCAGAUCCCAAUUAGGUGCUCCUUUACUUCAUCCUUUCCAAUGGGCACCUGUAAACUUUCAUUAAGAAAUCCUUUCCUGUCUCAUAGGAGGUUCCCCACUUAACUAAACUCACCCCACACUCAUACGAUGGACACCCCACCCCAUAGUCAACCUUUUGGUUUCCUUGCUCUCUCGCAACUGGCCACCAGCUUUCUGACAGAUGCACAUGGAGUGGGUGUUGCUCGCCCUCCCCUCUUCUGCCAGCCAGCAUAUGGCCUCAUGGGUCUUUUCAAGGCAAUGGGAAUACAAAGUUCUGCCCCUCACAAAUGAAGUAAGAACAAAAGAAGAGCCUGCUGAUCAGGCCAAUGGCCAAUCUAGUCCAGCCUUCUGUCCUCACAGUGGCCAACCAGAUGCUUCUGGGAAGCCCAUCAGCAAAACCCGAGUUCAACAACACUCUUCCCACUUCUGAUUUCCAGCAACUGGUAUUCAGGGGUGUAUGGACUGACAGUGGAGGUUUGUUUGGCAUUGUGAGGGCCAUGCCAACUUCCUUCUUUCUCCCAAGUAGGGUGCCUUAAAGAUCUGUUCAUAUCUCAUGAAGGCAUAGGACAAAUCCUUGCAAUCAAAUCUCAGAAAGUUGUUUGUAUGGUUCUGUGCUUGGCAGAAAUAGUUCUGCUGCCACGAUUCCCUAUUCUCAUAAUGAUAAUUCGAUGAUACAGAUGACAUGGCUUCUCCUCGUCCUGCAUGAUAAAGUAAGUUGAUAAAGUUAAGCUAGACAUAACUGGAAGACUUCCCUGAUAGGUGGGGCAUAAAAAACUUGAGUACCAAACAAACUCUGCAAGAGGGGACAACAAAUUAGGUACUUUUGUCCCAAGGGAACCAUCCGCAAUCUUUAUGUUGGUCAAAAAGAAGUGGAAAAAUAGAUAAGGCAUUCCAGUUCAGAAGAUUCUCACUCCAGUUGUUCUCUAAAAUGUGUUUUCUUCUCCCCUCCUGCAACACCUCCGCAUAACUUAGGCUCAGGAGAUAAACAGUGGUAGCUCCUCCUGCAAGAAGAAGGCAAAAUACGUCAAUUUGUACACGAAGGAGGGUCAGGACAAACUGACAGUCAUGCUCCCAGGACGUCACCCUUGCGAGUGCCUGGCUCAGAAGCACAAGCUCAUCAACAAUUGUCUGACAUGUGGGCGCAUCGUCUGUGAGCAAGAAGGCUCUGGGCCUUGCUUAUUCUGUGGGACACUGGUAUGUUAACCACCUCCUGUAUAUAUUUGUGUGCCCCUCAGGUUCUACCUUGCUUAAUUAUAUCAGGUUAGCACUAUAUUGUUCAGUAUCCUGUGUAGUGUACUAAGCUAUCUCUGUUAUACUUCUCAGGGAAAAGAGGAAAGACUUAAUCCCUCUUUGCUGUUCAGAUCUAAAUCUCUCAUCAAAGAGAGAGCUGCUUCUCAUGUGACAUGGAUGCAUGUUCUUAGACCUUCUUUUGAAGUUUUAUUCUAAAUAUAGUUUGCCUCGCAGACAUAAGCUGAUUUAAUGUCCCGACAUCUUGCUUUGAAACUUCAUAAACCAAUACCAUGAGAAGCAGUUCCAGGACAAUUACAAGGGCUGUCAUGGAAGCUGCGUUUCAGAACUCCUGGUGGAUUUUGAUCAGGGAGCAGGUGAAAGGUGGAGUUCAACGGAUUAACCCCACCUAGCAAAUUGAGGUACAAUCUGAAACGGGAACCAUGGGAUGCAGACAAAGACAGGAGUGCACCUCGAAUCUUCUUAUGGCUACCCUUUCAUAUAUGCACAGUGCUUAGAAAAAAAUUAGGCACUUGAUAACAGGUGUUAUUAAUAGUGUGUAGAAAUUUCAUUUUCUGGAUCUAGAUGGCAGCCUGUCAGCAGCAGAUGUGGGGGUGCUGCUUGACACCUUGUGGAGUUAUUGCCACUCAGUGUAGACAUCAUUGGGCUAGAAUCAGCAGUGGCCCAAAUAUGUAUUUGUGGGCCCACUUCUUAAUUUAUUAUCAUGUUUUCAGACGGUGCUAGUGCUUUUAGUGUGACUCACCUUAGCUCAGGCUAUGACCCAGUAUUGGGUUCUGACCAAUGGGCCAUUUGAAGAAUAAUGGGCUAGAUGAGGAUGGGGCUCUUUGGAUGCUUGAAAAUUGUGAGUCUUGGACCCAAACUAUUGGGUGCAGGUGCAUCAUCUGGAACAUGGUGAUGUUUUAGAUGCUACUAUUCUAUAUAAAACGGAUACUAUGAUUAUUUAUGUGUGUUUCCAAUGUGUGUGUUUUUUUAAAUUGUUAUACGUAUUGCUCAUUUGAAAUGAGAUGAACCACCUUAGGCAUAAUUCUGUAGGAAAGCGGCAUACAAGUCAGCAGAUGCUGCUGAUGAGCCAACCGUAGAAGGCAAUUGCAUGGCCAUGUGUUCGUGCAUGGAGAGAGCAGAUCUCAUAGUUCUCCGUUCUCUUUUAGGUGUGCACAAAAGAAGAGCAGGAUGUCUUGCAACGAGAUUCCAACAAGAGCCAGAAGCUGUUGAAGAAGCUCCUGGCAGGUUAGUAGCUUAUUUGGGGGCGGGAGACUUGAACACAGACCUUGUUUACAGGAUCAGAGAAUUUUGCUAACUUUAAAGAUUUGCAAGAAGGCAAUCCUUUCUUACACAGGUUAGAGUAUUUUAAGUUUUAUUUAGAAGGGUAGUUAAAAGUGUCCUGUCCAUAAGUUGUUUUAACGCCACUUCCUUCUGGAUAACCCUGGCUGGGUUGGACGUUGCACUUGCAGCAGUCUUUGGUGGCUGUUGUCAACCAUUUUUAUUUGAGUGACUUGCUUGGUCCCCAACUAAAUGCACUUUCAGAGCCAAUCAGAGACCUUUAGAAGUCUGAUUUGGAUUGAAACCACUUCCUCUGCUGAGGGGGAAAUGAAUGCUCUAUUUGCCACGGAUCCAAACUGAUCCCUCCAAAUGGAGCAUUUGUUCCUCUGCAGAGGAAGUGGUUUGGAUUCUCUUCCUCAUCUUAUAUCAGAAGUGGGCAGCAAGUAGCAAAUGGUUCCCAGCCCAAUUUUAUGUGGGUGGCAAAUGUGGGAGAAAGAGAGAAAGGGGGAUGGCUUUGCCCACUUUUGGCUCUGGUCUGCAUCCCCCGCCAGCUUCACCCCACCCAUGUGCCAAGGGAAUGCAUCCCUUGACAGAUGAAAAGAUUCCCCAUCCCCUCUUUGUGUACAGGCAAGACUAUGCAGAAAUUAUUCUCAAAGUGCCAGGUGGAUGUGUAAAUUGAUGCAUGGAGUGCAGGUCGCAAUGAACUCUUGUGGAUUUCAGGCACUGAGAGUUCUGGAAAGGUGGAUAUAAGUGGCAAGGACAUACUCCCCCGCCAGGAGUCUCGACUCAAGGCAGGUCUGGAGGUGGCUGUGAAGCACAAGGACAAGCUGUUGGAGUAUGACAAAACAAGGUACAUGACAGAGGGAGUUAGACAUGUGUCUAGAUCCAAAGACUUCCUGACAGGAAAGAUCCUCCAAUCCUUCUUUAUGAGCAGCCUGAACCACAAGCCGAACUCUCUCUGCUAAAGCUUUGAGGACCAAUUUCCAAUAUUAAUAUUUGCAGUUUCCGUCCUUGGCCCUGUUCUUGCACUUUCUCUUGUAUAAAGCACACGUGUUUCAUUUUUUACUCAGCAGGUUGCUUUUGACAGAAAAAACUCGAGGUUUUAUUUAAAAGCUUUGAUGUGAAGAUGCCCACUGUGCCAAUUGCUGAAUCUCGACUAGCUGGAUUUGCCUUUUAGCAGGAUAACACCAGCAAGGGGGUGAAUUUGACAAUUUCAGAUCCUCAGAUUGAGAGAAUAGAAACUGUGCCUGCUUUGCUUCUGUCCCUAGCAUAUGUGUGAAGCAGUGUUCAUUGGGUCACCUUUGUCCCAUGCUGUAGACCAGGGAUGGGGAACUUGUAGCUCUCUAGAUGUUGCUGGAUUGCAGCUCCUAUUAAACCCAGCUGCCAGACUUUGGGCUCUCACAUUUCAGCGGCACCCUGUGUGAUGUUAAAAUUCAGUCGUUGUCAUUGUUGUCCUUACACUCCAUUCUACAGCAUAGUUGUGGCACCCCUUGCAGCACGGCACCCAGUGCAGCUGCAGCAGUUGUGGUACCUUAAAAUAGCCUCUGCCACCAUGGCCAUCUGAAGGCAGCCCUGUUUAGGGAAGCUUUUAAUGUUUAAUAGGUUAUUGUAUUUUAAUAUUCUGUUGGAAGCCGCCCAGAGUGGCUGGGGAAACCCAUCCAGAUGGGCGGGGUAUAAAUGUAUUAUUAUUAUUAUUAUUAUUAUUAUUAUUAUUAUUAUUUAUUACUGCCCCAGGGUGUGGUCCAAAGGCACGUGAGCCACUGCCUUGCUGAAGCUAUGCAGGAUUGGGUCUAGUGAGUUUGUGUGGCCUGGGAACCACGUGUAUGCCAGGAAAAAGGUGGACUAUAAAUGUAAGAAAAUAAGUAAAGGAAUAUAGGACUUGUAGUAUCUGACAUCAAAGAUCAUCUCUGUGCUAUAUGGCAAGAAGUAGUGUGCUAGUGUGUUUAGGGAAGUCUUUAAUGUUUUCUCUUUUAUUGCCUUAUUAUUAUUAUUAUUAGAACCAAACGUUCUGAUCUCCCUUUAGAGAGUUCCCAUCCAAUUUCUCUUGAAUCCAAUGUGCACCCCCAGAUUCUUUCUUUACUUUACUUUACUUUACUUUACUUACUGAUGCUGUCAUGGGCUGUUAGGUAGUAAUAGCUUAGUGGCAGAUCACUUGCUUUGCAUGCAGAAGAUCCUAGAAGGUUCAGUCCCCAGCAUCUCCAAGUAGGGCUAGGAGACAACCCCGUCUGAUACCCUGAAGAGCCGCUGCCAGUCAGUAUACCUGCAGACAGAACCAAGCUAGAUGGACCACUGGUCUGACUCUGUAUAAGGCAGCUUCCUAUGUUGCCUGACACCUGCAGAUAAAAAAGGGGUCAGAUAGCAUGUGAUGGGAAAGACCUCUCCCUGAGCCCCUGGAGAGGGCUGGGGUAUUCCUCCCUUUUGUCUUUUGAGAACUGCAAUCCCUGUUGCAAACUACAUGUAGGCACUGAGCAAGAUGAAAGCCCGAAAUUGGCAAGGCCUGCCUGCCUGCCUUCCUUCCUUCCUUCCUUCCUUCCUUCCUUCCUUCCUUCCUUCCUUUCUUCUCUCCACUUGCAUGAGAAUAGGCUGAGAGCUGCAUGAAAUGAGCAUGAGGAGCCACAGGUUGCCCACUCCUGAAGCAAACUUUGCAGGGCUAGAGGAACAAAUCAGUCCUUUGUAAUGACACCAUGUUUCCCUUGGGGCUGCUGGGUGACCGUCUUCUGGUUUUCAUGCUAGCGCGCGCCGAACUCAAGUCAUCGAUGACGAGUCCGACUACUUUGCUACCGACUCCAAUCAGUGGCUCUCAAAACAGGAGAGGGAAGUGCUGGAAAAGAGAGAGAAGGAGCUACGGGAGCUGAGGCAUGCUUCUCGACUCUCCAAAAAGAUCACGAUCGACUUUGCCGGACGGCAGAUCCUGGAGGAACAGGGUGGCAUGGCAGACUAUCACAGCAAGUGAGUAUCAUGGCACAGUAGGUCAGGGUGGUGGGUUCACUUUUGACAAAGAGGAAAGCUUGAUGGCUCCUUUUUUGGUCAAAUGGAUGUAAUGUUUGAGGCUGGUCUUUCCCCCUUGUCUCAUCCUUCUCCCCUUUAGGAAUAGGACUUGUAGUCAUCUAGUUUGCUUUUACUGUUGAUGGCCUUCUCACUUCCACUUCCUGUUUGGCGACAUCACAGUCACAAACAAGGAUAGAGUGUGUGUGGAAUCGAACAGAUGAGGCUCCCAGGAUGGUACUUCUUUGCGUCUUUUCCUAGUGAUGAAUGUAAUAGCCUGAAGUGAAACAGAGCAGGGCUUGAAUCGCGGCGCUGUAAGGAUUUGGUGAAGUACCCUAGCCUCAUUCAUCUGGAAACGAUGCCUUAUGAGGAACGGCUAAGGGAGCUGGGCAUGUUUAGCCUGGAGAAGAGGAGGUUAAGGGGUGAUAUGAUAGCCAUGUUCAAAUAUAUAAAAGGAUGUCACAUAGAGGAGGGAGAAAGGUUGUUUUCUGCUGCUCCAGAGAAGCGGACACGGAGCAAUGGAUCCAAACUACAAGAAAGAAGAUUCCACCUAAACAGGAAGAACUUCCUGACAGUAAGAGCUGUUCGACAGUGGAAUUUGCUGCCAAGGAGUGUGGUGGAGUCUCCUUCUUUGGAGGUCUUUAAGCAGAGGCUUGACAACCAUAUGUCAGGAGUGCUCUGAUGGUGUUUCCUGCUUGGCAGGGGGUUGGACUCAAUGGCCCUUGUGGUCUCUUCCAACUCUAUGAUUCUAUGAUUCUAUGAUUCUAUGAUCUUCAUCCUAAAUGCACCUCCUUGGAACGUUUUUCAUUAUUAACAAUAUAAACUCGCACGUAAAAUAUUUAAGGUCAGGGUUAGUUUGCUAGGACCCUUGCACCAGAAAAAAACUGGCUUACUGAGUGGUCAUUAAACUUUUCCUUUGAGUGAAAAGAAGAAUUGCUUUGCUGAAUUAGGUCAUGGUCUGUCCAUCUAGUCAAGCUUUCUGUCUCUAACAAUAGCCAGUCACGUGCUGCUGGAAAGCUCACAAGUGCUGCAUGUUGCUGACCAUCCCUUGUUGAUUGUUGAAAUCCUACAGCAGUCAGAGGGUCCAUUAAUCUUUCAUGGCAACUGGUGCAUUUCAUGAAUUGGUCUUUUUAUCACCUCACCACUGACAUUGCAAUUCCUAUGGUGGAGGUCUGCUACAGUUGUGUAGCCAAUGCACCUAUGCAUGGUGUUUCUAUCUUUCUCCAAGCAAAGAAGUUUCAUUUAGCAAAGAAGGUGAAGGGAGCCUGGAAAGGCAUUUUCAGUUGGACAGGUGCAGGGUAGUUUGCAAAAACUAAUGUAAAACUGGUUGGCUCUCCUUGCAGAUUGGAUGAAACAAUUGAAGCUAUCAGUCAGGGAACCUUGACCAAGCCAAAGCAGAACCCUGAAGGAAAAUAUGAAGAAUCCGGAGUCUUGGUGAACCCAAACCUUCUCCAGCCAGCUCCUGUGGUCAGUACUCUUCCUCCUUAACAAAAUUCUAGAUCUCAGAUGGGGAACCUAUGGUCUUCCAGAUGCAACUGGUGUUUCAAAGCUAGUACAACACAGCUUCAGCCAGCAAGUAGUUGAAAGGGUGGUACACCAAAUAUGAAAAAAGCACAAGUAUUCAUACAUUUACAAGCAAAGGGGCAGUUAUGUCCAUAUAUGGCAGUAAUCCUGUCACUAGCUUCUUCUAAUCACAAGGCAUAGCAACUUUCUUAUCUUUGCCUCCUUCCUUUGUCCUUAACAGCUAUAGCAUGAGCUCACACACAACUGUCGCUCUGUCCUUUUCUCACAACUUUCCCAUUCCGACUUUCACUCAUUCAACCUUUCUCACACACAUCUCAACUUUUAAUUUUUUUUUAUUUCUAUAACUUAUACGACAGUAGAGUCCAGCAAUGCACAGUUUGGCCAUUUAUUCUCUAAAUAGUGUUGCUUGAACAAGGGCUCUUUUGCCACUAGUGAGGCAGAGAACCAGCCAUGGGGUCUGUCCAUGGUAUCUCCUGUUGGAGGCCUAGUGAGGUUAGCCACCCAGUGACUGGGGCAAUUAAUAAAUUGUUGUUAUUCCUGGGCAGCAGGAUCUUCUGGCACAGUGGAACCUCGGGUUGCGGAUGUAAUCCGUGACGGAGGCACGUCCGCAACCCAAAGUGUUCGUAACCUGCAGCGCCGCAUCUGUGCAUGCGCGUGACGCGAUUUGGUGCUUCUUCUGUUCAUACGCAAAGCGCAAUUUGGCGCUUCUGUGCAUGCACAAGUGGCAAAACCCGGAAGUAACCCUUUCUGGUACUUCCAGGUUUCCCGCAGUCUGCAACCUGAAAAAACAUGUAACCCGAAGUGUCUGUAACCCGAGGUACCACUGUAGUUGCAUGGGAUUGUGUAUGCUUCCCCAGAUCUUCAGGGUCCUCAUUGGAGGAUUACUUGUUGAGGUUUGAGUCUGGGCUCAGUAUAAGAGUCACAAGCAAUGCUGUCAGCUGGAACCUGAUAGGAUUCUUGCUCCGUGCUUGCAGUCAUGGGAUUGGUUUUAAUCACAUGACGGUGUAUGUUUUCAUUCCACAGAGUGGGAAGUGGGACAGAGACAGGAUGUUUAUACUACUGUGUUCCGUGAUGUAGGACUAUUGUCCUUUGUUCUUUCUCUUUGCUGUCUGAUGAGAAAGAGGAAGGAGCUGAAUCAGAAUGCUCCAAGUGUAUUAUAUGUAAAUAAAGUAGUUUAACCAAAAUGCUGUGCUGCUGAGUCUGUUACGCAAACUGCUAACACUCUGAAGGAUCCUUAAGUGUGCUGAUGCCUCUUGGUAUCAGUCGCUGUGGUGUUUGGGCUAGAGGAAGCUUUUGAACUCCCGAAUGACCGACCAGGAGGGAGAGAACAUGCCAGUCGGGUAUGUGUCUCUGCCAGGGUCUUACACAUGAGUAGGACGAUCCUGAUAGAACCUACAAGCUACAAAACACACGAGACACACUUUCACGCCUCCCUGUUUUGCAGUUUAAAUGGAGAAAUGUUAACCUUUUUGUAUGUUCUUCUUGUUUUUAGUGGGUGGAGCAGACUGGUUUGCUCCUGCACAGGAAAAAUAUCCCUUCUGCAGAGGCUGGAAGCGAGGCAUGUUUGGAAAGAAGUCGUUUACGAAUUCAGGACCGAGAGAUACAGGAGAUCUCGGAUGAUGGCUGGUGCCUUAGCAUGCAUCAGCCUUGGGCCUCAUUGCUGGUCAAAGGGAUCAAAAGGUAAGCAGAAGACCUGAAACUGGGAGCAUUUGAGACAGGGAGCAGCUUGUUUAAGGGAAACCCUUGUGCAGUUAUCUGUUGAGGAUGAUUUUCCCUUAAAUGGAGUGGCCUGUCUUAUCUAAUGAGUGUUAUCCAGAGCCUCUUAAUUUUCUGUGACAGUAACUGCAAUGUGUAAAUAACAGGGACAUGAAGCACUUUUGUCCUUGCUGCAACAUAAGAGACACAAGGAGAGCUUUCACUUGCAUAAAUAUUCCUUGGGGCUUAAUUUUCAGUAAAGGCUUAUUCAUGUAAUAGAGGGUGAAAGGAAUCUAAUGCAUCAGCUAGAGCACUGAACUUAGACCUGGGGACAGGUUUAAAUCCCUGCUUGGGCUGUCUCACAGGGGUGCUGUCAAGAUAAAAGGGCUGGGAACUGUCAGCUUCUUGGAGAAAGUGUGUAGUAAAAUUAAAUGUUACAUAUUUUUGAAAGGAUCAGCUUCUAGUGAUUAAAUUUGACCUAUACUUACUGGCUUCUGGCCUUAAAAUUUUCACUUCCCAUUUCAAGUGUUAGGUGGCAGUGUUUUCCUCUAUUCCUCUGGGUGGAAAGGAAAUAACCUUUUGAACAACUGCUGUAUUCACUUAAAUGUAGAUCAGAAGACUGAGGGUUGUAUCUAUUGCUAGUCCUACUCAGGGCAGAUCUGUUGAAGUUAAUGGCUAUAACUUAGUCAUACAGGCUGUGACCAUUUUAGGUGGCUCCAACUGCAGCACAGGUCCUUUUGGACCUGGAGGAGGGCAGAAUGGGGGUGUGGUGCAGGGUUUAUGCAUGCUCUGCUGACAUGCACAGGAGCUGGGAAUGGAACCCCUGCACGAAAUGGUCGUUGCCUGUAUUUGCUAAUUUCAAUUGGACUUCUGUUACAUUAGAUACAAUUCAGAGUAUUCAAGUCCAGGUAUGGUUGCAAAAUGAGUUGUGUUAACCUUGAAUUUAUUAUGAGCCAGCAUUGGAGACAAUCGGGAGGUUUCUAACGCUUGAUGUUUUAAGAUAAGCUGUAAGCCGCCCAGAGUGGCUGGGAAAAUAUUAUUAUUAUUAUUGUUGUUGUUGUUGUUAUUUUAAACCACUUCUGAUGUUAUCAGAUUGCUGCUUGGCUGUGGAGCAAGCUAAGUGCCAUUGGGCAAGUCCCUGUUUCAUGGCCUAAGCUGCCUCACACAGUUGUGGAGCAGGUAACAAGGGCCAAUGCCACCUAUAGCAUCUUGAGCUCCUCAAAGAAAAGAAAAGGGGUGAUAGAAAUUUGAUCAAUUAAUAUGGGGACUACCUCACUUCUUCCUUGCUGUAUUUGACGCCUGUGCUUUUGUCUCCAUAGAGACUGCAUGGCUCUUCCAAGCAGUCUUGGGCUUCAGCACCUCUUUUGCAAGCUGACUGUUGCUCAGCUCACUCUCUCUGGCCCCCAUCCCCACCAUACUUUUAAAGUACCGUCAUGUCACUUUAAACAGUCAUGGUUCCCCCCGCAAGAAUCCUAGGAACUGUAGUUUAAGCGUGCUGAGAAUUAUUGGGAAGCCCCUAUUCCCCUCUCAGAGGUCUAAUUCCCACACUUACUUGGGAGUAAUAAUAAUAUAAAAAAUAAUAAUAAUUUAUUAUUUAUUCCCCAGCCACUCUGGGCGGCUUCCAACAAAACACUAAAAUACAAUAACCUAUAAAACAUUAAAAGCUUCCCUAAACAGGGCUGCCUUUAGAUGUCUUCUAAAAGGUCUGGUAGUUAUUUUUCUGUUUGACAUCUGAUGGGAGGGCGUUACACAGGGUGGAUGCCACUACCAAAAAGGCUCUCUGCCUGGUUCCCUGUAACUUGGCUUCUCGUAGUGAGGGAACCGCCAGAAGGCCCUCGGCACUGGACCUCAGUGUCCGGGCAGAACGAUGGAGGUAGAGACGCUCCUUCAGGUAUACUGGACCAAGGCCAUUUAGGGCUUUAAAGGUCAGCACCAACAUUUUUAAUUGUGCUCGGAAAUGUACUGGAAGCCAGUGUAGGUCUUUCAAGACCUGUGUUAUAUGGUCUUGGUGGCCGCUCCCAGUCACCAGUCUAGCUGCUGCAUUCUGGAUUAGUUGUAGUUUCUGGGUCACCUUCAAAGGUAGCCCCACAUAGAGCGCAUUGCAGUAGUCCAAGUGAGAGAUAACCAGAGCAUACACCACUCUGGCGAGACAGUCCGCGGGCAGGUAGGGUCUCAGCCUGCAUACCAGAUGGAGCUGGUAAACAGCUGCCCUGGACACAGAAUUGACCUGUGCCUCCAUGGACAGCUGUGAGUCCAGAAUGACGCCCAGGCUGUGCACCCGGUCCUUCAGGGGCACAGUUACCCCAUUCAGGACCAGGGAGUCCUCCACACCCACCCGCCUCCUGUCCCCCAAGAACAGUACUUCUGUCUUGUCAGGAUUCAACCUCAAUCUGUUAGCUGCCAUCCAUCCUCCAACCGCCUCCAGACACUCACACAGGACCUUCACCGCCUUCACUGGUUCCGAUUUAAAAGAGAGAUAGAGCUGGGUAUCAUCCGCAUACUGAUGAACACCCAGCCCAAACCCUCUGAUGAUCUUUCCCAGUGGCUGCAUGUAGAUGUUGAAAAGCAUGGGGAAGAGGACAGAACCCUGAGGCACCCCACAAGUGAGAGCCCAGGGGUCUGAACACUCAUCCCCCCCACCACUUUCUGAAUACGGCCCAGGAGGAAGGAGCGGAACCACUUUAUGACAGUGCCCCCAGCUCCCAGUCCCCCUAGACGGUCCAGAAGGAUGCUUUGGUCGAUGGUGUCAAAAGCCGCUGAGAGAUCCAGCAGAACUAGGAAACAGCUCUCACCUAUGUCCCUAGCCCGCCGGAGAUCAUCAGCCAGUGUGACCAAGGCAGUAUCAGUCCCAUGAUGAGGCCUGAAUCCUGACUGGAAGGGAUCCAAAUGGUCUGCUUCUUCCAGGCGUGCCUGGAGUUGUUCAGCAGCCACUCGCUCAAUCAUUCAAGAGAAUGAUUGUUAAGCCACUCUAGAAAGGAGAGUGAUCUUGUGCUCAAAUUUUGCAUGCGGGUUUCCUGCAGGAAUUUGGGUCGCCACUGUAAGAACAGGAUGCUGGACUUGAAAGGGCUAAUGGCCUGACCCAGCUGGCUCUUCUUUUGCUCAUAUGUCGUUGCCGUCAGUAUGGCGAGACUCCAGGAUGAGUUCAGAGAACGUCAGCUUUGAAAUAAAAGUAAAAAGUUUGUUUCUGGCAGUGUAUUGUAGCUGGGGGGAAAUGUGUCAGCAGUUUAUGGAUAAAUGGGGAAAUGUAUAAACUUUGGUGCUUUGAAGAUCAUGAUUCCUUAAGCCGGUCUCUUAAUGCCUGAGGCCCUUUCAUGGAUUUUCAGCUUGCAACUUUAAUUCUGUCACUAGCGCCUUCCUUUUGAAAGGACUGUCUGUGCCAAGGGUGCUUGCCUCCCCCAGAAUAUACAACUUGGAUACUAAAAUGGCAAUUCAGUGUUCCCUGAAACAUGUGGGUGCCAAAGAAGGCAUACCUCCUGGAGAUUGAAUCUGUUUCUGUUCCUCCCUCUCCAGGGUAGAAGGCAGGACUUGGUACACAUCACACCGGGGUCGAUUGUGGAUAGCAGCUACAGCCAAAAGGCCAUCCCCUCAGGAAAUCUGUGAGCAGGAGGCUACCUACAAAAUACUGCUUGGGAAAGGUGAGCCCCCCCUCCCACCUCUUAAGACCUUUGGAUUUCCUGCCCUUUUAGCUGAGUCAGGGUGUUUUUCCUUGGAGGCCAGCUGGCUAAAUGAAAAUUAGUUUGUGGGCUUCAGAGUGGCUACUGCUAUACAUGUUCUGGUUAUUUAUAUAGUGCAUAUAUGUGUACAUAGAUUAAAAGAAUGAGAGGACAGGUCCCUGUCUCCUAAGGGGCUUACAGUGUGAAAACACAACUGGGGUAUCAAAACAGGGCCAUUUGCUAUGCCAGCUGUGGAUAAUGAAGGAUAAAGUUCAGCAACGUCUGGGGACGCAAAGUUGAAGAAGUCUGCCAUAGCUUUAUUCUCCUGCCACUGGCUCUUUUCUCCUUUGCCUCACAGUUUCCUUUUCUCAUUCUCAUUUUAAAUACUGCAAGAACUCAAAUUCUUCAGUCUGAAUACAACGUUUGAAUUGCAUAAAAUGUGUCCUAACCAAUUAGAGAGUUAGAGUGCUUCUUGCCAGUGAACCUGGACCGAAUGUAACAUUUGACCUUAGAUAAUACCUCAGCAAGGCCUGGGGCUGAUCUUUGCACUGGCUGGAGGCAUGUUAAUGGAGCAGAUUAGAAGGCCUUGGGAGACCGAGGUCCUCGUGGAGAAAUGCUUUCCCCAGGAUCAGAAAAGCUUCCCUAAGCAAAAGUACUUUUGUCCAAACCAUGAAAUUAGCUGUAUAAAACAGUGUGGAGAGAGCUCACGCAAGGCACUCGAAGGCUAAUCAAGACCAUGUGGAGAAUGGCAGGGCGCUGCAUCACAUGUUUGAGCUUGCCUAACAAUUUUCUCUCCGGCUUGCCAUAGAUUUGGAAUUUCCCAAAGAUUAUCCCUCUGGCUGCCUCCUUGGCUGUGUGGACUUGAUUGACUGCUUGUCGCAAGAGGAAUUUAAGGAGCAGGUGAGUUAGCACAAAAAAAACAAAAAAAAACUGCUCGGUUUUGUGAGUGUUGAAGCUGGAGAACAUUAUUUGGCUGCCUUUGGCAAAAAUGAAGGUCUUUCUCCUUCCUCUCCCCAGUAGGGUGGCAAAAUUAUGCUACUGCUAUGAUUUUCCUGACUGGAGGUUUCCAAAGGGGCUGUGAGUGUCCCUUUCAAGUUCUGCUGCUUCAAGCAUAGGAACCUUCCUUAUCCUAAGUCAGGACUAUUUAUCCAUAUAGCCUACCCAGUGUUGUGUAUUAGGUUUUCACUUUCCAAGAUUUCAGGCUGAGGUCUUUCCCAUCAUUUGCUGCUUGGUCCUUUUAGGCCAGGGAAUUGAGACUGGGGACCUUCUGCAUGUGGCGUGUGUGCUCUGUGGUCUUCCCUCUAAAGCAGAGGUAGGCAACCUAAGGCCCGUGGGCCAGAUGCGGCCCAAUCACCAUCUAAUCUGGCCCGCAGACGGUCCAAGAAUCAGCGUGUUUUUACAUGAGCAGAAUGUGUCCUUUUAUUUAAAAUGCACCUCUGGAUGAUUUGUGGGGCCUGCCUGGUGUUUUUACACGAGUAGAAUGUGUGCUUUUAUUUAAAACACAUCUCUGGGUUAUUUGUGGGGCAUAGGAAUUCGUUCAUUAUUUUUUUCAAACUAUAGUCCGGCCCACCACAUGGUCUGAGGGAUGGUGGACUGGCCCACGGCUGAAAAAGUUUUCUGACCCCUGCUCUAAGGCAACAACCUGUUCCUCUGGUAGAGUUGGGCAGGCACCAGCAGCUUGCUUUUCCAGAAACGUAAGAGAAAUCACCAUAAAACAAAGAGUAUGAAUUAAAAUGUAAAGCAAGUCUUCAGCAUACAGGCCACAGGUUUGUUGCAGAUGAUACCUCUCGGAUAGAUCUGUUCUCGAGCUUAUGGUGGAAGCAGAGGCGGUGGGGGGGAGUGUCUGACUGUGGGGGGCGUGCGUGAACUUCUCAACCUUGUGUGUGGUUUUGAGCGUCACUCUUCUUUCUCAGAGCCAUGUCAGUUGUGACCUGUAUUUGUUUAACCAAAUCAGUCCUGAGUCAGGGAAAUCCCUUUUUGAAUAGGGCUCCUGGCAACCAGUUGGUUGGUUAUUGAUUUACAGAGGCAGCUGCAGCUAGGCCAGCACACCUAGUAGAUUCAUAGCAGUCCGUUGGCAGGGAGGGAGAUCUUUCUCUAUCAGACAAAAGCAGCCGCCACUGCUUGUUUACCCAUGUUUGGUAAUGUUCUGCAUAGAAGCAAAAUCUUCUGUUUGUGAACUCAGAAUACUCAGUAGUUAGAAUGCAUACCCACCCACACCCUGGUGUUUCAUUCACAGUUUUCUCCGAGGGAGGCUCAGUAAAUGGCCUUUGUAUCUGAGCUUCAAAGGAUCCCUCUUACUAUCACAUUCCUGGCCUGUAUUUAAUAGGUUGUAUGUAUCUAGUAAUGGAAUAUCUGGUUUUCUUUUGUUAUGAGUUAUGUAUUUUGUGUUUUUAUGUUGUAAACCGCCCUGUGAUCUUUGGAUGAAGGGUGGUAUAUCAAUUUAAUAAAUAAUAAUAAUUGUAUCUAAACUUAGGCCCCUCCUGCAGUGUACACUGAUGCCACUUUAAACAGGCGUGGCUUCUCUCAAAGUAUCUUGGGAACUCUUGGUUUCUUAAGGGUUCUGAGAGUUAUUAGGAGACACCUUUUUUCCCCUUCUAGAGCUGCAGUUCCCAGAGUGCUUUCACAAUCGAUUUCUCUUCCCAGGGAAAUCUGGGAAGCUCAGCUCUUUGCGGGGAAUAGUGUUGCUCCGUGAUGGGAGUUAUAGUUCAAAACACCCAGAGGGCACCAGGUUAUGGGAGGCUGGCAAGAAGAUCAAGCUGACCAUGACGAUUCACCUGGAGAGGUCCUCUAGAGUGGGAGAGCCUUGCACUGUCCUUCACUGCUUCCAUGAGUAAUGGUUUGGGAUAUGGCUGCAUUGGGUAGAGCUCUGCAGAAAGAGCACUGUCUUUAGAGUGGCUGAGCAGUGGUGUAGAGCCAGGCAUGGCGUUGUCACAGCGGGGAAACCUUGUUAUGUUCCUGGACCUCACCUGUGGGCAUGUGACGCAACCGCUUUACUGAGGUUAAGCAGAUCUGGGUCUGGUCACUGCCUGGAUGGGACGCCAUGAUUGAGUUUCCUGAUUGAAGGAAGGCAGCAGGAUGUCAGUGUGCUAAAGAAAUGUGACACAAAUGGUUGGCUGAUAACACAUGUAGGAUUCCUUCAGAUGUAGCAAAACUUUCUGAAGUCUUGCAUUCUUCAAGCCAGGUUAUCUGACUUUCAGGUUAUCUUCUUCUAGGCAGCCAGCUCUUCAACACUGACAGACCUACCUGUUACAGGUGUUUAUAGAAAGCAGGGGUGGGACCCCAGCCCAGGCCUUUAGCUGGGUGCAGCUUGCUGCUGGAUUUCACCUUGUCCUUCUGGGUGCUCUUGUGUCAGUUAGCUGUUGUGUGGGCAGCAGCUGAGAGGGGAAAAGGGCUUUGAUAUAUAGCAAAGUGUGCACACUGCCAUUCUUAGAAUUUUUCUGUGGAAAAUACUAAGUUGCUUUUAACUUUUAUAUGGUCAGGGCAAAUAAAGGGUGUUGGGGAGGAUUUGUUGUUGUUGUUGUUAUUUAUUAAACACACUUUGUAAAAUAAAGUCUAUGGAGGAAUGGAAGGUUUAAGAAUUAAAUAUAUGUUUCUGCUUCCAUGGGAAAUACCUAUAUGUUUUGUUUGGUUUUUUUAAAAAAAUACUAUGAUUUUCAAUUUUAUACAUUUCAACAAUUUUCCUAUCAUUUUAAUAUUUCAAGACUUGACUUCCUUCCCCCUUUUUCUGCAGUUCCUUAAAUUUAUUUUAAAUAUUCUCUGCACAUCCAAAUUAAUUUAAUUUACUCUUUAAUUUGUUUGCUUUAAAUAUAUACUCUUACGAAACUGCAGGUUAUUACAAUAAUCCUGCCAAUGUUCUUAUCUGUUUACAAUUUGUAAAUAUUCCAUAAACCAUUUCCAUUCUUUUAUAAAAAAGUUUGCUAUCUUGAUUUCUCCCCCCCCCUUUUUUUUUGUAUGCCAUUUCUGCAUAUUCCAUCAGUUUUUGUAUCCAUUCUUCUUUCACUGGGACGACUUCUUUCCAUUUUGGGGCAAGCAACAUUCUUGCCGCUGUAGUCGCAUGCAUGAAUAGAUUUCUAUACAGUUUGAGUAGUUCUGUCCCUAUAAUACCUAUAUGGUUAAGGGUAUGAGAUGGUGUAUGACUCUGGCCCAUUCCUGGAAGGUGUCCCCAAUAGCUUUCCACUGGGUAAUGUGGUCCUCAGACGGCAGAAGACUCUCCACUCCUGAUAUAAAGCAAACCUUGAUCUUACCUGUGUGCCAUAGCAUAGGGGAAGCUCUGUUGCUCUUAAUGAUGUGCCUUCUGCCUCUUUGCUCUCUUCUUGCCACCAGAGGGACACCCAAUACUUUGCAGUUUAUUUACUCAGGAACGGGAGGACUGCUAGCCAAGCUCCUGGUCUCCUGCCAGUCGCUUCAGCUCCCUUCCCUUCCUUAUCUUCCAUUAACUUGAAACCAAACAGCCUAGCCAUCAUGGAAGGACAUCCAACCCUCAGGUGUUAUAAGAAUCCAGUCAAGCCCAGAGAUCUGAUUAUUUGAGAAAAUUCUCUUUAUUUGAGAAAGGGCGGGGGGGGGGAGAGAGAGGAAAAGUAAGGAGGAAGGCAAUGAGUGUGCACAAUAAUAAAAAGGAAAUAAAACAUUACACCAGAGCAUUGGUCUGGCUCUUGACUAGCGAACUGGUGACUCUCCAGCUCUUGCUAGACUCCAAACAAAUAAAUCUCCCAGCAGUGGAGGAGGUGAAUAGAAUAUAAGCCAUUCCACAUUGGAAGCCAGAAGGCUGCUUUUGAAAAUGAGAGGCAAAUAUAUUAAUAUGCAUCCGUUUUUUAAAAAAGUGUCACAGCAGAGCUGCCCAGCAUCUUGAUCAGAGGUAGGAAAUUGGUGCUUUUGAGCUGCUGCUGGACUCCGGUUCCUAUCUGCUCCAAGCUACAUGGUCCAUAGUCAGGGAUGAUGGGUGGGGUAGUCUUAACAUCAUCUGUAGGGCCAUAGAUUCUCUACUGCAGAUCCUGAUAACCAAUUGACAGUUUGUGUUAGAGAAACUGGAUGCUAGUUCAGACUAGUUUGCUUUACUCUGCUUCUCAAACAAAGCGUACGUAUGUAAUCUAUAAGGACUUGAGUCCAAAUAUAAAUCUCCACACCACACUGCCACAUCCCUGACCAUCAGCCAUGCUGGUUGAGGUUGGUGUAAGUUGAAGUGCCACAGGUUCCCAGUUCCUGCUCAACACAGGUCAGUCCUGUGGAUCAGUUUCUGGAUGCACGCUGGCCUCCCUCCUCUAGCGCAACUGUUGGAUAAAACAAUGCAGAAUGCCAGAAAACUCUAGCCUGCGAGAAAUCAUAUUAUGUGCUUCUUUCAUUAAAAACGACAUCAUUACUUCCUGAAAAGGGAGCGGAUUGCUUCCAUAAUUUCAUUUCAGUAGCCAACAUAUAUAUUUUGAGAAAAUGUCUCUUUCACAUCAUUUAUGUUUAUUCAGUCACAUCUCUAUGCCCGUACUUACAGAGUUAAAAUAGAUAAUACCGCUAUAUUUUUUCUGUUUGUAAGCAAUGCCAUAAAUAAUACAUGUCAGUGUGGCUAGAUAUGCUCAGUAUCUGGUCUGGUUGCCUUUAAUUAAAAGCAUUUUGCCUGUUUUCAGAAAAAAGUGUGCAUAAAUCACACCCUUUUCAUUAAUUACAUAUAGAAGACAGCUAGCAGCUAUCCAAGAGGAUACACAGCUUUCAAGCAAUGAGGAGGCCAUUUAGAACCGAUGAACAAAAUUGAAACAAGAACUAAUUAUACCCGUUGCUAUCCAUGUACAUUCUACACACUAAGGUUUUAUUUUAUUUUUAAACUAGAUAGCUGUGUUAGGACAAAAAUCCUAAAGUAAUAGUAGGCAGCACCUUCAUAAUGCCCAACUGAAAUAUUAGGAAGAGAGCAAGCUUUCAGGUUCGACAGAACUCUUUGUCUAAGCAAAACAAGCAAAAAAAUGGGGGCAGGUGGAAUCAGUAUGUUAGACUAGAUGCAAAAAAAGGCGUAAUUUGCACCAUGUUGGGUAAGUCUUAAUUCCCCCUUUAUUGAAAAGAGGGAUGGACAGUUGAGGGUGAUGCCCGAUAGCAUAAAUUCCAGAGCUGCAGCAUCUUGCCCUGCAUUUACCGGUAAAUGUGAAAUAUCAACUCACUGAAAAAGUCCCAUUGAUGUGAUCGCUCAUUUGGUAGAGCAUGAGACUCAUAAUCUCAUGGUCAUGGGUUCGAGAGCCCUGUUGCUCAAAAGAUUCCUGCAUUGCAGGGGGUUGAACUAGGUGACCCUCGUGGUCCCAACUCUACAAUUCUAUGAAUUGUUGUCACUGCUGCUGCUGCUUUCCUUUUGUGAACCUUUUCAGUGUUUAUUAUUAUUAUUAUUAGUAGUAUUUUAUUUAUUGCUUGUGUUUGUAAACUGCCUUGGAAAACAUUUCCUUUUCAAUGAUAGGCUAUAAAAAAGAGAAAAGUCCGGGGUCGUUCCUUCUGUGUCCAACUUAUGCAAGGAUAUACGUAUGUAGCACAGACCUGGAACUGUUUGCCUAGCCUUUUGUUGAGAUAGGGGCAUGGGAUGUCUCCCCUGCACCCCCCAGGUGCCUCCUUUGCUCCUACUCCCGACUUGAUCAUGCUUGCAACUGAUUUCCUGCUCAGGGUGGGCAGUGUGAAGAGUGACAAGGAGCUUGCAUAAGUGCGAGAUGAAAGGGAAAUGAAGCAGCCUGGCUAAGAUGUGUCCAUCUCCUCUUCAAAGCAGCCAAACCACUUGCCAGCAUGUUUCUGUUAUCUGCAAGCUGCAGAUAGAAGCUCUCAACAGCCUCCAGGGAAGAUGUUGCUUGCCUUCAGCAGCCCAGUAGGGCUGUGGUUUGUAACCUCAGCAGUUGAGGCAGUUAGUGUGCGUGUGUGUUUUUCCCCUCCUUCUUAGCAAAGCCAUUUUGAUUACCAAAUCCACGACUAUUAGCGGCAGUGGUUUUGCACAGUUCCUUUCUCACCUGUCUCAGCUUGACCUAGCAGACUUUCACACCACAGGCUGUGUGGCUUUUAAAAAUCUCACCCCACGGCUUUAAAUGACUGCAUUGGAGCUAUUGCCUUAUUUGUUUGCUUUUAUAUCCCACCUUGGUUGUCUCUUCCUUUCUAUUUUAUCUGAGUUAGGUCAGGAGAUCUGGUUUGUUUGUUUUAAUUCACUGUGCCUGUAUCCCACCUGGUCUCCAAGGAGUUCAAGAUAGUGUACAUGGUUUGUAUGCUUUGUGUCACACAAAACGCCCAGCCAAAGAAAAAGCACAGUAACACUGCAUUCCUCUCUAGCACAUGUGACCUUUUCUAGUCCUCUGGAGAAUUCACAGUAUAAUGUUUUAUUAUAGUGCUUGGAAGGGUGUCAUCUGCAUGAUCAUGUUCAUCCUUACAUCUGUGUAAGAUGUAGAUCAGUGUUUUUGCAGGUGCAUAGGACGGCGCUGUGGGUUAAACCACAGAGCCUAGGACUUGCCGAUCAGAAGGUCGGCGGUUCGAAUCCCUGUGACGGGGUGAGCUCCUGUUGCUUGGUCCCUGCUCCUGCCAACCUAGCAGUUUGAAAGCACCUCAAAGUGCAAGUAGAUAAAUAGGUACCACUCUGGCGGGAAGGUAAACGGCGUUUUUGUGCGCUGCUCUGGUUCGCCAGAAGCAGCUUAGUCAUGCUGGCCACAUGACCCGGAAGCUGUACGCUGGCUCCCUCGGCCAAUAAAGCGAGAUGAGUGCCACAACCCCAGAGUCGGCCACAACUGGACCUAAUGGUCAGGGAUCCCUUUACCUUUACCUUAAGACAGCAGCCUGGUGGUGAAUCUGCAGCUGAGAUUUUGAACCAGAGCAAAACAGAAAAAUUGAUAGCUAUAUAUGAGAAAGAGGGUCUUGUUGUAUUAAGUCUUCUAGAUGUAGUUCUGGGCUGCAGUUCCCUUCAUCCCUGAGUUUUUACAAUGCCAAUGGAGUCCAGUGACAUCUGGAGGGCUACAGAUCUGGAGGGCUACAGAAUCUGUGGAUCUGCACAAGCAGCCAGUUGUACCCACUGCAACAUUACUUCACUUUGUGUUGGAGAAAUUGGAUGUUGGCUCAAGCCAGCUGGCUUUGCCCUGCUGCUCAAAGUGUAGUCUUAUGCUUGGGAAGGCUAGAACAAUUUGAGUCUCUAUUUAGAUAUCUACACCGAGAGCAAAAGAUUUGUGGCCUCCAAAUCUUGCUGGACUACAGCUCCCAUCAUCGUUGACCAUUGGGUAUGUUGUCAUUAGCUGAUGGGAGUUGUAGUCCAGCAACAUCUGAAGGGCCCCAAGUUCCCUGUCCCUGAUGUAAAGGCUAUUGCCACAUCUUGUGGCAGUGAAUUGCAUAAUAGAAAUUAUGGACUGAGUGAAGGAAGUUGCAUCUUUUGGAGAGGAAGAAAAUGGAGAGUUGGGUUAGAAUGUUGUGCCCCAUGGUAUGUUGGAUCUAUGCAACAACUGGUUACUUUCCACUGUGGCAUCCACUCCCAGCACACAGCAGAGAUGCCCAAGUGUUGAAAUAUACCAAUUCAGCUGGUAUCUGCUUGCAAAAGUGUGCAUGCCAGCAGUUUAAUGGCAGGCAUUCCGGGGAGGGAAGAGUUGAAUGGCUCCAUCUAGCUGGAAACUGUCCCAUGCUUUUGGGAGGAUGGGAGAGACCUCCUGCCAGGGACAGCCGAAGAGAAGCAAAUUGAAUGGCCUAGUAUCUAAGCUUCCUUACUGUUUGGCGAUCAGAGAGGUAUGUGCAUUCCCCAUGUUCAAAGCAAAGCCAGCUUAGGUGUCAUCAUGACACCUUUAGAGAUUAACAGAUUUAUUGUGGCAGAAGCUUUCCCAGACCGGAGCCCACUUCAUCCGAUGCCAUCUGCAAAAACCCGUUUCCCGGCUGCAGGCAUGAGUUUUAAUGCACGCUUACAGCUGCUCAUCGCACAGCUGGAGUGCCAGCACUGGGAAAAGCACACAUUUCUGACCCAGAUAGUUGCCAAGAUAAGCUUUAGCAAAGUGAAGGCGCUGGUAAAGAAGAAGGGCUUCGAGUGGCUAUGCAAAGAGCUCUUUGCUUUCCCCCACAGCUCUGAGUGCAAUUUGCCUGCCCUCCUCUGCCUUCCAUUGCACUUUGGCAUUAGGAGAGAGCACUUCACGCUGACAUAAUUACAUACAUUGAGUAGUAGUAUGCUUCUCGAAGAUGGCUUUUUGGCUACUGAUUUUUUUAGCAAGCAGUAAACCAAGGUCAGGUUUCUGGCUGAAACAGGGCUGCGUGCAUGUUGCACAUCUCGCAAGCAUUGGUUUGGAUAUUGGGCACCAAAUUGGGUGUCCUGAAUAACAAAACCUCGAUUUUUUCUCUCUCUCUUUUAAAUAAAAAACCCCCACAAGCUCUAGCCCAUAAGGCUGUGGCGGUGGACUUGAAAAUGUGUAAGCAGUAUCUGAUUAAGGUACUGGUUAAUAUAGCAGGAGAUGCCUUGGAAAAUGCCCACUUCUUGGUCACGGCCCUACAACAAUCUAUAGGGCGUUGUGCUUCUAACAGGGUUUCCCCAAUGACCUCAGUGAUUGAACUGUUCUGCAUAAGGGGCAGUGAUCUUUCAUGUCAUCUGGUUCUUAGUUGUUCAGGGCUUUGUCAAUAAUUGGAAUGUAAACGUGGCCCAGUAGUUUAUCAGCAGACAGCACCCUUCCCUUGGGACAGGUGUAAUGUGUGCACAUCCAGACGCACCACUCAACAUGCAGGCUGCAGGGUUCUGCAGCAGUGGCAGCUUUUGGAUCCGUCUCAAGGGAAGCCACUUGUGAGGUUAUCUAUCUUGAGGCAGCCUUCUCCAGCAAUAACAAUGAUCAGGCAUGAUGGGAGUUGUAGUCCAACAGCAUCUGGAAGGCACCAAGUUGGGGGAAGGUUGAUUUAUUGAAUUUAUAUACUGCCCUAUACCCGGAGGUCUCAGGACGGUUCACAGAACAAAAUCAAAAUAUAAAACCACAAAAUAUAUAAUCAAAAUAAAACAACCCAAUAACCCCCCAACCCCAUUUUAAAAGGGCAUAGGAUGUCAGUCUGAUCAACUAAAGGCUUGGUUAAAAAGGAACGUUUUUGCCUGGCGCCUAAAGGUUUAUGAUGAAGGUGCCAGGUGAACUUCCCUGGGGAGAGCAUUCCACAGAUGGGGAGCCACUGCAGAGAAGGCCCGUUCUCGUGUUGCCACCCUCUGGACCUCUCAAGGCACACAAAGAAGGGCCUCAGAUGCUGGUUAUCAGGGUCUGGGUAGGUUCAUAUGGAAAGAGGCAGUCCUUGAGGUAUUGUUGUCCAUUGCCCCAUCUUUCCCAGUAUUUUCUCCUCUGGCUAGCAGCUGUUCUACAGGGUACAGUGGUACCUCGGGUUAAGAACUUAAUUCGUUCUGGAGGUCUGUUCUUAACCUGAAACUGUUCUUGACCUAAAGCACCACUUUAGCUAAUGGGGCCUCCUGCUGCCGCUGUGGCGCUGCUGCACGAUAUCUGUUCUCAUCCUGAAGCAAAGUUCUUAACCCGAGGUACUAUUUUUGGGUUAGCAGAGUCUGUAACCUGAAGCGUAUGUAACCUGAAGCAUCUGUAACCCGAGGUACCACUGUAUUAGCCUUAGGUUUCCCCUAGUCCUGCUACCUAAGAUCUUUUUAACUGGAGCUGUCUCAGGUCUUCCUCAUGAGUUUGUGGACUGUCCUUCCUUGGAGGUUUUUAAGCAGAGGUUGGAUGGCCAUCUGUCAUGGAUGCUUUCGCUGAGAUUCCUGCAUUGCAGGGGGUUGGACUAGAUGACCCUCGGGUUUCUUCCAACACCAUAGUUCUGUGAUUUUAUGAUUCUGGGAAUUGAACUCAGGUUCUUCUGUAUGGAAAGCAUUUGCUGUGCUACUAAACUAUACUCCUUUCCCCGUUGGAUUUUCAGAGAGUAAGACACUGGUGUCCUAUAUCGUUUACCAUGCCCACUUCUGGCUCGCUGAAGUAGCAGAAAUUAUGCAAAAGCAGCGUAUGUAUGCCGCUGCAUUAUUUUUUUCAUAAAUCAUACAAACUCAACAAAGUGUGCAGCUCCUUUAUAUAUGUUCAGGUUUAUUGUGGCAGAAGCUUUUAUAAGACUAGAGCCUUCUCAUCAGACACAGGUGUAUACACAUAAUUCACAGAUAUUAUAACGAGUAUGGGUUGCUCGUGCGUAAGUUGCCGCCUCUCCAGGCUUUGUUGCCUUGGUAAACCUUUCAGUCUGGGCAGCCCUUCACUUCGUGGCUGCCUCAGUCGCUAGCAGAAUCCGUCAGUGGGCGUUUCUUAAAUCUUUUCCAACAUAAAAGUUGUUUGACACCCAGUCUCCUCCUACUCUCUCUGCGCGGAAGUCUUCUGCGCAGGGUGGGCGUGGGUAGGCGGGGACCAGUGCUCUCCCCGGUGGUGUCCGGUGACGUGUCGUGGAGCCCUCUCGCCGAUUCCCCCAUCAGCCCCUCCUUAUCCCUGGUGUAGCGCUGAUUUGCUUCCCCAUCUGCGGAACUGCCUCUCUCCCUGCUGGGCCCUUCUCCAGCAUCAUUUGAGAGCCUUCCCUCCGCCUCUAGCUCCAGUGUCAGUUCCCUGACAGAUAUGGAGAAAAUGAGGGCGCAGGUGGCGCUGAGGGUUACAUCACAGAGCCUAGGAUUUGCUGAUCAGAAGGUCGGCGGUUCGAAUCCUGCCAACCUAGCAGUUCGAAAGCAUGCAGUGCAAGUAGAUAAAUAGGUACCGCUCCGGCGGGAAGGUAAACGGUGUUUCCGUGUGUUGCUCUGGUUCUCCAGAAGCAGCUUAGUCAUGCUGGCCACAUGACCCGGAAGCUGUACGCCGGCUCCCUCGGCCAAUAAAGCGAGAUGAGCGCCGCAACCCCAGAGUCGUCCACUACCGGACCUAAUGGUCAGGGGUCCCUUUACCUUUAUGGAGAAAAUCGGGGGGGGGGGACCAGUGAUGCUCAAACACCAUGAAAUGCAAGGUGUACAGUCUGGGCUAAGGACUCUGGACAUCUCUGUGCAACACUCAAGUGCAUUUGAGAUAAGCAUAAUGAUUGUACAGAGAGGCAGCCCCUGGUAAUAACACAAACUUCCUAGCUUUGCUGUUCUCAUUUAAUACCUGCUUAUUUGCUGUGCAAAGUGUACAGCUGUUGAUAACUUGUUAACCCAUUCAGUGAUCCUGCCGAAACCCCAAUCGUCCUUUUUUUCUGGGUUAUUGCUUUUGAUGCCCGGUGAAUAGCUUUUUCUUUUCUCUGGCUUCUCAGUCAUAAAUAUUGCUAGAUCUAUUGCACCAGUGCCACUCUGCCCCUGGUUUUGUCCUGAAUUUUUGGAUUUAUUCUUAAUGCUGUACUUUAUACUUCUAAUUUUUUACUUGUAAAUUGCCCAGAGAAUUUUUUUGCUGUUGAGAAGUGUAGCAAUGUUAGAAAUAAAUAAAACCACCUAGCCCUUCUGUUAAGUACUUGGGGGUGGGGAUCUUGGUAUGCUAGAAAACAUUUCUGGGCUGGCCAUCCGACAUCCUUUAAUUCAAGGAUGGGAAACUUGGAAGCCACUGGCUUCAACCAGCAUAGCCAGUGAUCAGGGAUGACGGGAGUUGUAAUCCCCAUCCCCAUUUCAGUGGUCUGCAUGUACUGAGCAAGAGCUCAACCACUGAGAUUGGACCUCUUUGUUGCCUUUAGCCAGCGCCUUUUCUCUUGGGCAUUUUUGUCACUCAGUCCUCAUCACUCGGUCCCCGGUGAUUCUCUGCGCUCAUCUCUGUUUAGCAGGUUUGCUUUGAUCUAGCUCACACAUCAGUGUCCUUUGCUGUUUAGUCCUCAGGCCGACUCUGCUCAUCAUACUGUUGUGGGAAAGGCCAGUUGUGAGGUCUGUCUAAGAGUCCAUCCUUUUCUGGUCUCCCCUUGUGAGAAGUGAAAGUCAGAUUUCUGAAAGCGUUACGUUCUGUACUGAGCGUGCCGUUCCACGUCCCCCUUGGAGAUCUGAAAAUAGCUUGCAGGGGCUGUUUGAUCUGCUAAUAUUUCACGUGGCUGCAUUUUACAGCGCAGUUGCAUGUACUGAUGGCUGAGAGACACUGUUCCUGGCAACCCUGGGAUAACUGUUUUUAGAUUAUUAUUUUUCUGGUAAUUUUUAAAUUAUUGACGUUUUGGCCACCCCAGACUCCUUGAAGGGGCAGGGUGUCAAUUAAAUAAAUAAAUAAGAAAGUAAAUACUCUGAAGUCAAGUCCCUUUCAGCUCAAUAAGGCUCACUCCUAGGGUAGUGUGACUAGGAUCACGGCCAUAAAUAGGGCAUUCUGAAGGGCUGGCUUCUGCCACAUCAAACUGCCCAGUCAAACAGAGCUAUGCCUUUGUGUCACAGAAUUGUAGGCAAACAUUUUGUGAUGAGAGAGUCCUAAGGGCAUGUGAGAGUGAAGCUGGAAAUGCAGAAUAGCCAGGUAGCCUAAGGUGGUUAUUUAACUGUGUUAAAAUUCACAGCGUCUGACUUUAUAAAAUUUUAAAAUAAAUGCCUAGCCCUCAGUGACCAUUCUAAUUCCUUUUGUGCUCAUUCUAUGAUUCUGUGUCACUGACUAGAACACUGAUAGGAUUCCUACUGAGCAAUUAGAUGGAAUUUCACCUGCAGGCUUUUUUUAUCUUUACAUAAAAUGGCUGGAGACUGCUGCUGCUAAGACUUAUGUUUUUUCUUUGCUUUUGCUAUUGAAUGAAAGCUAACAAACCUAAGGAAAAUUUAGGUUAGGGGCAUGGAAUCUCCCUGAGGGGGUCAUGUCGCCUUAUAGCAGCAGCCCUGUUAUGUAAGAUCUUUUAGAAGCUCUAUUUUCAGGCAUAUAGUUCCUGUCUUAAGAACUAGCUGCUUGAAUUUGUCUGUAUGCAGCGCAGGUCCGCUUACACCUGGGCUAUUCUCUGAAUAAACCUCAAGAGCUCUUACGGCCAACGAGCUGUUCCCUGCAAUUAAAUUCUAAAUUGCUCUAUGCUGCUUCAAGCAUAUUUUUGCUGAUCUGUGUAACUUUUAGACAUUCAAUUCUCUCUCUUUCUCUCUCUCAUAAUUCAUUGCGGUGCUGCUAACCCAUUUUGUGUGUUUUGUUCUUUUCUAGUAUCCGCAGAUGAGCCAGGAGUCAGCUUCUCCGUUUGUUUUCAUCUGUUCUAAUGCCCAGGAGAUGAUUUUGAAGUUUCCCAUCAAAGGCAAACACAAAAUCUGUAAGCUCUACUUCUCUAUUCCACAUUGCAGGGCAUUGGGGGGGGGGGGUUGGCUGGUUAAUGCCCUUCUGGUGGUUCCCUUCUUUCAGGCUUUCCUGGCAGCAAAUUAUUGCAUAAGGAGUGGUCGUCAGUAACAUAUAUUUAGAUUUAGAUUUAGAUUUAGAUUUAGAUUUAGAUUUAGAUUUAGAUUUAGAUUUAGAUUUAGAUUUAGAUUUAGAUUUAUAUCCUGCCCACUCUGGACAGCUGGGUUUUAGCUGGCCUGGUUUUAGCUGUUAACAAUAUGAGUUCGAUAAACGAUAGUUUAUUGGACAGAACGAGUCACAUGUUUUCCCUGCCCCUCCCCUCUUCUCCUUGAGCAUCCCGCUUCAAAUGGAGGCAGUGUUUAAAUGAGCUUCCUUGUUCAGAUGGCACAGGAAACUUUGGCUUAACAACCCACAAUAGCCUGAGGGAAGGAGAGGGAUCUAUGGGGCAUGUUUGGGCAAUAUUGGACCAAGAUUGUUAUGUCUGAACCAGGCCAAUAGCUUCUCAUAGUGGGUUUAGUGAGCUGGUAGCUAAUCUGCAAAGAACAAUGGAGUGUUGUAUAUUUUGGCCUGAGGGCCUGGGCGGCGUGUUUGUUGUGACUCAGGGCUUGGCAGGUUUUCUAGCUCCUGGCUGUGUCAUGCUGAAAGGGCUUUGCAAUGGCUUUGGUUUCGUCUAAAGGAAUUUCCUCCAACCACUAGCUAUUACUACCCAAUUUAGCUUCUUUUGAUUCUGUACCUACAACAUCGUCUACAAUUAAGGGCUGCCGCAUAUUUUUUAUUCUAGUUUCCGACCCAGAGAGUUGUGAUUAGGCGUAAAGAGAGAUUAUUUUAAGAUUAUAACAUGUCGCAGGCUAGUCCCCUACCAGCACUGAGUGUGAGGAAGGGUAAUGUGAAUUACAAAAGCUGGCAUAAUUCUUUAUCAUUUUUAGUUGGUCCUAAUAAAUAGUGUCCUGGUUAGAUUCCCCCCCCAACCCCAUGGACCAACACAGCCCCUUCCCUGCCAAUGUUAGUGAAAUCCUUGAAAGCGUAGCUUAAAAUCAUUGCCAUUCCCCACUGAUGGUUAAACUGCUAUUGUAUCCCUGUAGUGUUUUGCCUCUUUCUCAUUGUACAUCCUUGGAUAUACAGAGUGUGAGCAAAUUAUUCACACUCCUGUGUUUACAGUAGAAACAGAGCUGAAUAUGUCUUUAUGUGGGUUGGUUUCCUGGCUUAUGCCACAGCAUUGUUUCCCGCAAAGGGAGUGGGCCUCUUGCUGUUGGAACAGAUUUGGCAGCUGUGGCUGCACAACCCUUAAGAGGGAUGCACCUGGCAAGGAGGCUUACCUCAACGUAUUUAUUGGGGAGGGCUAGAUGAGCUGGAAUGGUGCUUUUGGGAACUUACUGUGAAAUCAGCUUCCUGCAGGCACCAGGAUUAAAUGUUCAGAGCUUUUCGGUUUGGCUCUGAUCAUUUCUGGGUCUUGCCUGCCCUCCAUCCCUGUGGAUCCAUCUGCAUUCUAGAAAGGAGUUUGCUGUUGGAAGUCCUGCAUGAAUGGCAUUAACCAAGAAGGCCAGUUUUGAAGGGUCCUUGGCAAAGUGCCCUCUCCUAAUUUGGCUGGCUCCCAUGGUAGGCGCUAGCAGUGCUCUAGAUGGGUGUUUAAGCAGCUGGAAGCUGCUUUUUUAAUUUCCCACAAUGCCCCAGCAUAGCAUCACUCCGGGGCAUUGUGGGAAAUUAUAAUAACAGCUUCCAGGCGCCCAGUGCUUUUCUUUUGGGGGGGGGCGUGUACAGGACAGAUGCCAGUGGUUGGUCUUGCUUGGGGCCCUAGCAGCUGCCCAAGGAUCUGUGUGCUGGCACCAGGCCUGUCCAUCAAACCGGCUCCUUUUCUGCUGCUUGCAGUAGACAGCCAAGCAUGAGGUUGGGAUCCCCCACCCCCACUUCUGUGAAGCAGAAUGUGCACUUUUGCUGCCAGUACAAACCCUUCUCAAGUAUGUCACAGUCUGUCCUUUCCAAAGCGACAGUUUCCUGCUCGAGGAGGGAUCAGCCUAACAGACUGGAAGGAGAUUGCCCGUGCCAGAGGCUGCCUGAGUCCCCUGCUCCCUCAUCACUUUCCCUAGGCUUUCUCCCUCUUGGGAGGUUAGGCAACAGGAAAGCGUGUUGUUUGCAGGGAGAGGGUGGUGGUGGUUGGUCAUUCUAGGCCAUUCAAGAAUAGUUGGUGAUAAGGCUAUGGGACAGAGAAUCCUGUAGCUGUUAUCACAGCAAUGCCCUAUUGUUUGUUUUACUGUGGCAGAGCUGCAAUAGGAAAGAGUUCAAUUCUACUUGGAUAUUAGCUCAAAAGUCGUUAUUCUCAUGGCAUCCAUUUGCCUAGCUGAAUCAUUCAGGCAACGUUAAUGUUUCCUUGUUGCAGCAUCCCUUGCCAGCCCAGUUCAGACAAUGACUAACAUUCAAAUCUUCUCACAUUUGGAUAUGAUCCAUCAGUUCAAGUCCGAAUGAAAUUAGCAAGGAUUGAACAAGAGCUUGUGAACAGGCUCUCAUGCAGCUCCUGUUUAUCUGAAAUGGAUUUGCAAAAGCUGCACACCCCACCCCACCCUGUCACUCACACCCGCACAUUGUGUUUGCUCCUUUUAAGCAGAUGGGUUUGCAAACAUGUUCUGCUGUGCUGCUCGGUUGCUUGUGAAAGGUACGUUUGCCCCAAGUGGGACUGCAGGUGAACGCAUCACAUGGGAUGGCAUUUGAGGAAAGCAGCAGUGGGGAAAUGCAUUUGCAAAUACGAUUUCAUGUAUCUAAGUAAAGAGCGUCCAUCAAGAAUUGGUAUUGAUGUGACUGGUUUGGUACUUCAUGCCUAGGAUCUGAGGUUCUCUGCCAUAAAGCAGAGUUGUUGCUGAACCUCAAGCCAGGACCAUAGGAAACAACCUUUAUUUUUUGCCUCAGUAUGAGUGUGCCUUGGAGGAAACCUUCAUUUCUGUCAACAACAUGGGCAUGAAAUGGUUGGUUGAGCAUGAAGUGGCCAUUCUGUGCCAUCCAUAAAGAUCUUUUUGUUGCCUGUAUUAUAAAAGAUGCAGGCACAAUAGCAGACUUUUAAAGGGACUGGGGAUGCUGCAAGUUCAAAAUUCUGAAUGCUACAGAUAUUUGAACAGUGCAUACUAGUGGGCUAGUGGGUGUCCCAAGGUGCAGUAUUAGGAUAUUUCUUUGAUUUUUGCUUUGACAUGCAGAUGCGCAGUACAAUCCAUCGAUUUCCUGCGCCUGAGACACAGGACUUUCAUUCUCGGAUAUCUGUUGACCUUAACAGCUACCCAUUUAAAUUGGGGUUUACCAGGCUUUUCCACAUCCCAGCUAUCAAUCUUGGGACCAACUUACAUGUUCAGAUUGGCUGUUUUGUGGAGGAAAAUACUACUAUAUUUCUGCAUACGUAUGUCAAAGGAAAGGCCUUCCCUACUCAAACCUUUGUGUCCUUCCUCCACCCCAGGAUACUUGGCUGGUUUUCUUUUUAGCUUUGAAUUCUUGUACUUAAGCUGCUUUGAGUGUUAUUUUUUAAUGCAAAAAAUAAAAUAAAAAUGAAUCUCAUGUUAAAAAUCUAAUCGCACACCUUGGAAUUUUAACAACCUCAAAAUCAAGGGUCUGGCAUGUGUUCCUUUACCAUUUUGGAUGUUAACUUUUUAACCGAGAAAGGCUGGUGAGGUUUGGUGGUGAGUGCAAGGAAACGUUUGGUCAGGGGUAGCGAACCUCCAGCCGGCAACUCCUUUUGCCUGAUUGGAAUCGCUUUGGCAUCAUUAUGCAUGGACUCGCUCUCCUUUUCCCACGCUCAGCUGUGCGGUGUCCCGAACAGUAUGAGCUAUCAGUUUGUCUAGCUCAGCUUGUACAGUAGCAUGUGCAUGUCUGAGGGGUGCAGAGGCAGCUAAUGAGUAACUGCUGGUUAUGGAUGAGUAUGUCUCAAGUCAGCCGGUGCCCUGACCAAGCCGAGAGAUCAAUGCAGGCAGACUCCUCUUGACAAAUGUUCCUGUCUAGAGCAAUGGACGGCGAGCCAAGGGCAGCUGCUGCUUCAAACUGAUUAAGGAGUACAAAAUAGCAUCAAACAAGAGGUGGCAGAGCGCAUGCUUGAGCUGUAAAGACAAAGGAUAGGGCUUGGGUGUAAAGGGCAGGGGCUUACUGACAUGUCGCUGGGUCUCCCUCUCUCCUCCAUCUUGUCCCCUCACUGUUAGAGUCAGUGACUCUGAGGUUGAUCCAAGCCUGGCCAGGGAGCUCAUAUGAAUUUGGAACUGAUUCCAUCUUGGCAACAGAAGCUGAAUUGAUCUGCUGUGCAGAGCUGCAUACGAUGGCAGUGCCAUCUUGCUAGCAGUGGGGAGAGAGGAAUUGCUAAUCCUGUUUUAGCCAGUAAUACUGUGGCUAUUGAUUCUGACAGCUCCGUCUGAGAGGAUCUGAAGGGCUCAGGUGCUUCUUGGCUCGGGAGCCCUAAUAGCUUGCGUUCACUAUUCCCAGCAGUUCAAGGGCAUGCCCCUGAGAUGGUCUUGCUAGAUUCCUAUGCUCCUCUUGAUCUCUCAGCCACCCACCACCUCCGCACUUCUAGUGCAAAGUGGGGAACUUCAGGCCCUAGGGGCCCAUUUAAACCCUGCAGGGCUCUCUUUCUGGCCUUUGGAACUCAGGCCACAUCUCUCACUGGUCUUGCUUCAUGCCGUCAUAGAAUCAUAGAAUUGUAGAGUUGAAAAGGACCCUGAGGCUCAUCUGGUCCAACCACCUGCUAUGCUUGAAUAUGAAGCUGUCCCAUACAGGGAUUGAACCUUUCAACUUUGGUAUUAUCAGCACAAUGCUCUAACCAACUGAGCUAUCCAGGCAGACCCAGUUGGAAUGUGUCCUUGAACCCUGAUUGGAUGGAGAGAGGGAUGAGAAUGUGUGUAGAUGCUAUAGCCUACUGUGCAAAGGUAAAAUUUGCAGGUGUUGUUUCCCCCACUUUUGCCUCUGGCCCCAACCAGCCAUGGGCAGGGCCCCCGAGAAGGUUGCACAGAAGGGAAUGCAGCCCUCAAGAUGAAAAGGUCCCAACUCCUGGUCAAGUGAUGGGACAGGGUACAGUCCUGACCGGAAAAGAUGUUGCUGUGCCUCUCCUUCCCUCUGCCUUGCAGGUGUGGAUCCUCAUAGAAAAGAGCAGCCACUACCGCAUUUUGGAGUUGUAGGUUUCCAUUGCUUUCUGCUUCCCAUAGCUGGAAUAGAGGUUUCAUUGCUCUCUAUUAUAAGGUGGUUUCUUGACUGAAGUGCUCAUGGUCUCUGAGAUGGGACUAUGUAUCCAGGAACAUGGAUAAGUCUUACUAGGGUUUUCCCCCCCCUUAAGGUGAUAACAUUGCCUACACUUGAUUCCCCACCCCUAAACCUGCCUCGAGGGCCUCUCACUAAGGAUCGAGCUCAAAAGCCUGCUCUGCUGCAACAGGCUCCUGUUGUAUCCUAAGUGUUAUCUGUGGUGCAGAAUUUUAUCAGCAGCAGCAGCCUUUUCACCCUGUUCUUCAGCCGACAAAAGCAAAUUUCACUGGCAGGGUCUGUCUACCUGUCCAGUUUGUCUUCCUCCCUUCAUCCACGGAUGUUACAGCCUUAUGUGGCAGAUUAGAUGGUGGCUUUUCAAGAGCUUCCCAGUGACUUGGUCGCUGCACAAUAACUCGAACCAGGGAGGUGACUUCAAAGCUUCCAUUAAUGUAAAUAGGUUCUCAUGAUUGGAGUUGCCAAGGGAAAGAAGAUGAGACGGAAUUGCAGGAUCACAGCACCUGGCGUGCUGGGCUUUCAGGCUGUUACCUGUGCCCUUAACUAACAGGUGUCGAAGCCUUUUGUCCUGAGAAUGGCCAUGCCUGUUUCCAGGAUGCUCUACUGCCCUCUCUCUGCUCACGGCCCUGGAUAAACUUGCCUGUCUUGCCCACGCCAGUCUUUCAAAAUGUCUGGCAAUUGUCCCUUAGCUUUCCUAGAGUGUACCAGCUGGCUUGUAUCCACCCCUCAAACAGAGAUUGCUUUCCUCUUUGCAGCUGCGACAGCAGAGGAGGUGGUGGCAGCAGCGCUAGCCGCACUCCCCUCUCCAAUCCCCUGGAUUUCUUUUUCUCUCCCCACCGCUCGACACAAUGCUUCACAGCUCCUUGCAUCACAGGGCAGCAGUGGUGGGGUUUGGAAAUGCCUGGUUCCUGAAGCAGGAAAAUUGGAUGUGACAGCAGCACACUAACAGGGGGAGACCUUGUUGCCUUCAGCUGAUUUACAUUGCAAAUAACCUUUAAAAACAAGUACUCAUGAGACUCCUCCCCCCUCCUCCCCGCUUCUUUCCUUUUUUACAGGGAAGCUGGAUUCAAAAAUUCAUCAGGGAGCCAAGAAGGGAUUAAUGAGGCAGAAAGCAGUGGUGUGAGCCGGAGGGCACAAACACCACCCACCCACCCCACUCCCAGGCAAGAGAAGAAUGGAUCUGAACCUGACCACUGAGGCUGCUGGAGCGGAGGCCCCAGAUACGUGAAGAGGGCAUUCUGAAAAUGCAGGCACUGACAAAGACGGAUCCACCAGCAAAGGAGGGAUUGCUGUUAGCUUGCAUAAAUAUUAACAAUCAAAGAGAGAAAUUGGGUGCCGAGUUGUCUGUGGCCAAAGAGCACUGUGGGGAGCCCUGGAGGAGGGGGCCGGGAUUAUGGGCUAGCAGUAUCUCUUCCGCCUUUGGCUGGCUUCAGGCCAAGCCAGAGGUGCUUUCGGAAUUGGCCCUGUGCCAGAGCUUCAAAUCCUCACCCUAUGCAUUAAAGCUAAGCAUCGUUUGGCUUUGUUUUCUUCUUGGCCUUGUUUCUUGCGGGGCACGGAACAGACGAGAUCACUUUGCAGCGGGAGGGCUGGACCGUUAGAGCAUCCUCCGGCUAACUGGCUUGGAGGAAGAUGCGCUGUAGGUGCCUGAAGCACUGGCUUGGCAUCAAGGCCUGCUGCAGUUAUCUCCCACAUGGGGCCAAAGGACCUGAGCUACGUUUCACCCUCUUAUUAAUUUCAAGCCUAAGGACAGGGCAAGGUGUCAGGGAUGGAAUGUGGUUGACUGCCAGCUCCUUGCUCUCUUGAGUUCUUGAACUAAACUGUCAUCUUAAAUCACCACUUCUGGUUUUUUAUGUGACUGAACACACAUAGACCACUAGCACUAGACAAGUAGACAGAGCUGAGUAACUGGUCCCUUCUCAUCUGGGUGCAUAAGUUUUAAUCCUACAUAUUGCUGCCUGAAUAAAAUGGAUGCCCCUCCACCCCGU